This is a messenger RNA of Lactuca sativa (garden lettuce), 723 nucleotides long. RefSeq lists its product as uncharacterized. The record is from RefSeq and is a predicted model, not a curated record. Lineage: Eukaryota; Viridiplantae; Streptophyta; Magnoliopsida; Asterales; Asteraceae.
AUGGAUUUCUUUAAGAAUUUUGACUCAGAUGACGACAUAGAAUUCAUCUCGACCUUCUUCAACGUUGUGCAACACAUUCACAAUGAAGAAAGUUCGAAUGUUGCUCGUUCAAGCGCGGUCGUCAAUCGUGAUCGCCAAGCCGCACACGACUUAUUAGUAUGUGAUUACUUUGCCGAUAAUUAUCUUUACAAUGAUGACUCGUUCGAACGUCAUUUCCGUAUAAAUAAUGCUAUAUUUUUACGUAUUAGUAACGCUUUAGAGGCCCGUUAUGGUUUUUUCAAACAAAAACCUGAUGCUAGAGGAAUAAUGAGUUUUAGUAGUAUACAAAAAUGUGAGGCUACGCUUAGGUAUUUAGGAUACGGUAUAACAUUUGAUGCAUCUGACGAGUACUUGAAAGUAUCCGAGAUGACCGCAAUUGAUUGUGUAGAUUGGUUUUGUGCAUGUGUGUAUGAUGUUUUUCACCAACAAUAUUUGCGGUCUAAUAACAGCAUUAACGUUCUUGGUAAGUCUCCCCUUUUCAACAAUAUUUGGACUGACGAAGCACCUGAUAUGUCGUUCACGGUGAACGGGUAUUCAUACAAAUAUGGUUACUACCUUGAUGAUGUGAUAUAUCCAAAUUAUUCUACACUUAUGAAUGCAUACUUGGUUUCUCGAAGUGAAAAGACAAAGUUAUUCACAAAAAGACAGGAACCAGCGAGAAAGAAUAUCGAUAGGACAUUUUGA